UGGAGCGUCCUAUACCUCUGUGCUCCUCUGUUGCAGCCCCAAGAUCGGGACCCUAGUGCCCCUUUUCCUGACACCCUCGCAGUGACCGAAGUUCCCUCUUCCUCUAUCCCUCCCCACUGUCCUCUGCUCCGCUGGAUGCUGCGAAGGCGGUCCUGGGUACGAAGUUCCCCAGCUGCGCCCCGAGUCCGCUCCCGGUCUUCUAGCGCCCCCUGCUGGAGCGCGGCUUCCCCAGCCCGCGCGAGCGGCGGCGGACCCGGCAGCCGCGUCCAACUCGCUGUCUGGCGGGCAGUCCUCAGACCUUUCUUAGGCCCACUGCCCUAGGGGUAAGGACUGCCCUCAGACACCUCUGCCCAGCCCUUGGCCCGUUCCCUUGACGGGUGGAGACAUCUGGAGGCGCAGCGUUGGGGCUCUAGUGAGGAUAGACCCUGAACUCUUCCCAGACUGGGCCUCAUGGGGCGGGGCGCUGGAGUGGGCGCCUUUGGAGCGAGAGCAGGGCCUUGCGUGGGUCAUCUCUGUGCGCUUGGGAGCAGGGUGUUUAGGACCCAGGGGCAGCCUGGGGGCGGCUCCCUGGGCAGCGGGAGACACCCCCCCACACCCCUCCCUCCCCGCCCGCCUGGAGAGCGGCUCAGAUGUCCUCGUAGCGGCGGCUCUGGAGCUCUGCAUCCUCCGUCUGCGGCAGCGGGGGCUGGCGGCCCCGGCCCCUGCCCAGGCCCCUCCCCCAACCCCAUGCCUCAGCCCUAACCCCUCCGCCCUCCCCCGCGGAGGGCAUUUCCCCGUGCCCCCUGCCCGCCCCGUCCAAGUCAGGCGCCAUGAAUGACCAGUACCACCGGGCGGCCCGGGACGGCUAUCUGGAGCUCCUCAAAGAGGCCACCAGGAAGGAGCUGAACGCCCCCGACGAGGAUGGCAUGACCCCCACCCUCUGGGCUGCCUACCAUGGCAACCUGGAGUCGCUGCGCCUCAUCGUGAGCCGCGGGGGUGACCCGGACAAGUGUGACAUCUGGGGUAACACGCCGCUGCACCUGGCAGCUUCCAAUGGCCACCUGCACUGCCUCUCCUUCCUGGUGUCCUUCGGGGCCAACAUCUGGUGCCUGGACAACGACUACCACACGCCGCUGGACAUGGCCGCCAUGAAGGGCCACAUGGAGUGCGUGCGCUACCUGGACUCCAUCGCGGCCAAGCAGAGCAGCCUCAACCCCAAACUGGUGGGCAAGCUGAAGGACAAGGCCUUCCGCGAGGCGGAGCGGCGCAUCCGCGAGUGCGUCAAGCUGCAGCGCAAGCACCACGAGCGCAUGGAGCGGCGCUACCGGCGCGAGCUGGCCGAGCGGUCCGACACGCUCAGCUUCUCCAGCCUCACGUCCAGCACCCUGAGCCGCCGGCUGCAGCAUCUGGCGCUGGGCAGCCACCUGCCCUACUCGCAGGCCACGCUGCACGGCACCACCAGGGGCAAGACCAAGAUCCAGCGGAAACUAGAGCGGCGCAAGCAGGGCGGCGAGGGCACCUUCAAGAUCUCGGAGGACGGCCGCAAGAGCGUGCGCUCGCUCUCGGGCCUGCAGCUGGGCAGCGACGUGAUGUUCGUGCGCCAGGGCACCUACGCCAACCCCAAGGAGUGGGGCCGCUCCCCGCUCAGGGACAUGUUCCUCUCCGACGAGGACAGCGUCUCCCGUGCCACACUGGCGGCCGAGCCGGCCCACUCGGAGGUCAGCACCGACUCAGGCCACGACUCCCUGUUUACCCGCCCCGGCCUGGGCACCAUGGUUUUCCGCAGAAACUACUUGAGCAGCGGGCUGCACGGGCUGGGCCGCGAGGAUGCCGCGCUGGACGGCGCGGGCACGCCGCGGGGUCGGCUGCAGAGCUCCCCCAGCCUGGACGACGACAGCCUGGGCAGUGCCAACAGCCUGCAGGACCGCAGCUGCGGGGAGGAGCUGCCCUGGGACGAGCUGGACUUGGGCCUGGAUGAGGACCUGGAGCCCGAGACGAGCCCGCUGGACACCUUCCUGGCCUCCCUACACAUGGAAGACUUCGCCUCCCUCCUGCGGCAGGAGAAGAUCGACCUCGAGGCGCUGAUGCUGUGCUCGGACCUCGACCUCCGCAGCAUCAGCGUCCCCCUGGGGCCCCGCAAGAAGAUCCUGGGGGCCGUGCGAAGGCGGAGACAGGCGCUGGAGCGCCCGCCCGUCCUGGAGGACACAGAGCUAUAACCCGGGGCUCCUUUCUCCAGACCAAAAUGAAUUGCAAGUUGCCACAACCCACAGUGGGGCCACAAGGUCCUCAGUCGCCAGCCCUGCAGCCCCCCAGCCCUUCCCAGGAGCAAGGACCACAUGGGUCAUCUCCCUUGAAAGCCUGUCCACAGCCUGCGGCAGAGGGUGUGGCCUGGAGGCACCCCGAAGGGCAAGAGAGCAUCGUAGAACGUCAAUUCUGAGGGGUCUUGAAGCCCCUGAGCCACUCCCAUCCCGGUGGCCCUAAAGGACAUGUGGAUUUGUGGAAGGCCAGCCCCAGAGGAAGGGCAGGGCCACUGGGACCCUGGAGACUAGACGACGUGCCCAUUAGAGCUGAUGAGAGUGUGUAUAUGGCAGGGGGUGGGUGCGGCCUGUCCCAGGGGCCGUUGUCUCUCUUCGUCCCUCCUCUGAGGAUCCUGUUGUGUGCUCAGGCUGGAGACUUGCUCAUUUCCUACAUUUUUGUGAAGGGAAGAGUUUUGGCUGCCUCCCCUCUGCCCAUACACCCCAGAGAGGAGGUCCCCAACUAGACUCUUCAGCCAAAUGCCCUGACUUUAGUCCCCACCCCGCCCCAAGCACAGCCAGCCCCCUUUUCCUUCUCCCACUGGCCUUGCCGUGGAGUUGGAGUGCCAGGCUGGGGCUGGUGGGGGUGACUGGUACCCCCUGGGCUCACCCUGGGGCGGGGCCCAGCCUGCCUCUGCCUUCCCACCCUGUCCUCCUCUAUCCUCCCUCUGCUUGGUUGUGCAGCCUGGCCCCCUAGGGAGCCCAGAGGGUCAGGACAAUAGAUGCAAGGUGCUAGAGCAACCGGCUGCAGUAUUACGGCGCCCAGGCCUGGCAGGCGUUCUCUUGGCUGGAGGAGAAAGCCAGCUGCCUUAGAGUUGCCCAGGCCCAAGACAGGUGGAGACUAGGUGUGGCUGGGUGUCCACCCUACUACGGGCAAGUCCUGCCAGGUGGACACUGUGGGAGCCUGAGGAUGUGGACAGUCUAAACUGCAGAUUGUCCCCAGGGCCCCAGGGCUCUGUGCCUGUGUGUGUCUGUGUUGAGGUUGGCUGGUGGAUUUCCCUCGAGGUCUGGAAGAGGUGGGCACUGAAUGGUUCUGCAUGGAUAGUGGGUAAGCAAGAGCUCAGCGUGUGUCCCUGCUCUGUGAUGGUGGUGACACCAGGGGAAAGGCCAGCCCAAGAGGGUCCUCAAACUUGUGUCCUUAGCUCUACAGUCAGACUGAGGUCACAGAUGUGGGAGAGUCACUCAGGAGCCCGCACAGACGUGUGUGCACAGACACAUCCCCACGCAGUUGUGCUCUUCCUCCUCUGUCAGCAACGGACCCGCAUCCCUGACCUUCAGCUUGGGAAGCAGCUGCUGCCGGGAGCACUGCCGCAGCCCCCAGCUCCUUGCUGGGCCCCCCUGGCUGGGGCAGGGGGAAGACAACCCCUGAAGAAUGCCACAGGCCUCCCUCUAAUGUGUCUGUCUGUGUGUGGGCCUCCCUCCACACACAUGCCCAGAGCUGGCGGUGAUGGAGGUGGUCCCUGUUCCCACUCUGAGGACUUGGCUGCCCACCACUGCCACCCUGUGCCCACCCUAUUCUUCUCCCUGCCCUCUGGGCCUGGGCCUGGGUCUGGGGCCCCCCAAGUGCCGACUCCACCUUCUUGGAGCCCCACGUGCUGAACUUUCUCUCCUGUUCUCUGUUCACGCACCGCCUCAGCCCCUCCCGGUUUUCCCUGUGCCGGGGUGGGGUGGGCUCCGAGAUUCUCACCACUGUACAACGCCCCCCUCCCGCAGGCUCAUUAUCACUUUUGUAGAGAA
Molecule: messenger RNA, 4010 nt
Organism: Equus caballus (horse)
Lineage: Eukaryota; Metazoa; Chordata; Mammalia; Perissodactyla; Equidae
Gene: USH1G
Product: USH1 protein network component sans
Biological process (GO): sensory perception of light stimulus; sensory perception of sound; equilibrioception
Molecular function (GO): protein binding
Source: RefSeq, a predicted model, not a curated record